GGGGCGUGUCUCUGAGCGGAUAUCCCGUUCGGCCAUUUUGGUUUUUCCCCAUUUGUGUCAAGGGUAAGAAGAGAGACAGACGACAUGUUCCCUCUGGCGAGAUCCGCGCUUGCCGUGUCCGCUCGUGGCCUCCAGAGGACCAUCAUGAGACGGAACCAUUACAAGUCCGAACCCGACUUCCACGACAAGUAUGGGAACGCCAUCCUGGCAUCCGGAACAUUGUUCUGUGUUGGCAUCUGGACCUAUGUGGCCACUAGUACAGGAAUCUGCUGGAACUUGUCUCCGGUGGGCCGAGUUACCCCCAAGGAAUGGAAGGACAAAUAGAGAGGCUGGUG
Nanorana parkeri is the source of this 335-nucleotide messenger RNA. Its product is annotated as cytochrome c oxidase subunit 7B, mitochondrial. Gene Ontology annotation, biological process: mitochondrial electron transport, cytochrome c to oxygen. The record is from RefSeq and is a predicted model, not a curated record. The transcript is spliced from 3 exons. Bases 85 to 324 code for a protein of 79 amino acids. Lineage: Eukaryota; Metazoa; Chordata; Amphibia; Anura; Dicroglossidae.